UGAACAAGCCGAAUGACUGCGUGAACAACUUCGUGGACAUCUUCUCUCCUAACACAGAGAUCGAGUCCAGAGUGAAGACGUUCUGCAGCUCCAUAGCAGAAACGGUGAAUUCGAGGAACAACAUCCUCUAUGUCCGCUUCUUUGCAGACUGGUCGGCCAGGAAUUCCACCUUCUCGUCCCUCUACACCGCUUACAGGGAGAGGAAGAAAGAUGGAGACAGUGACGGGGGUUGCUUGCCUGGAGAGUUCGACUGUCAGGACGAGCGCUGCAUCAAGAAGGAACUGGAGUGUAAUGGGGUCAUUAACUGUCGCUUCCGUUGGGAUGAUGACGACCAUUGUCUGCCGAAGACUGGAACAGUGGCGGACACGCUGAAGUCUGAUCAUAUCAUCAUCAUUCUGGUGAUCUUCUGCCUCAUCUUGUUCGGCAUGUGCUUCACGCUGGUCUUCAACUGCGUGCGGAAACUAAUUCACGAUCACAGGAUCAUACAGGAGCACAUGCGGCAGUCCCGCCAGUCCCGGCUGGACCAAGUGGGCAAGACGAGGAGCCUGGAUCCUCCGAAGGCGGCGUCCGCAGGCCGGAGUCGCAGCAACAGCAGUUCCGCAGGCGGGGGCGUGUCCCCGCCCCAUCUGCUGAGAGCGGUCCGCUCCGAUGCUCACAUCCCGCACGAGUCUUCACACCGCGGGACUGCGCCCGAGGAAUGCUACGUGCCGGGAGCCGGCGACUUGAUGCCGAUCCUGCUCGGGGCCAGCAAGCCUACGGACACUCGCGGGGUCACGGCGGCUGUUCCCGCCAACGGAGACGCCGUGUUCCUGAGGGACGAGCAGAACCAACAGCAGGCUUACGAAGAGGAGGAUGACGAACUGGAGAUGUCGAACUUCCCGCCACCCGAGAUGAGAGACAAUGAGUGCCAGACCAGGGAGAGUCUGUUUAUGAACACGAACUCUGAUCGUAGUCUCACGCCGCCCCCGCCGCCGCCACCUGUGACGUCACGUAACAGACCAACUCACCAGCAGAGCGUGCCACCCCACCACAGCUCCUCAAAUACAAGCGCCUUUUCGACUUUCGGCUACAACAAGGACCACGAACACGGGAAAACUAGCAGUUCCACCCUACCCCCUCACCACCAUCACCACCAUCAUCAUCAGCAACCCCACUCUCCGGAGUUGCAGCGCUUCAGGGCAGAAGCAGUCAUCGAGAUGGAACAGAUGUCACCGCGAAGGGUCGCUGGGGACGUGGUGCCACCGCCACCACCCCCUGUAGCAGUCCCCCCGCCCCCAGCCAGCAGUCGUCCAUUCAGCGUCGAGUCGACCAAAUCUGCUCCAGACGUGAUAGUGACGCACUGACAACGGUGACCUGCCGUGUGGGAGCCUUACCGCCGGCGUCAUCCACGGCAGUUCCUGCACACGGCCAAGUUGACCAAGAGACAGCUGGAGCAACAACAACCCGGCAGGAAGGACGGCAGCACACAGUAUUGCGUCACGGACACGAUCGUCACGUGACGAUCCCUGUAAACGGAGGCUCUUCCGCGCCAUCUAUUGAGAAGUGGCGAUCAACAGAAUAAUUCUUGAAAACGGUUGUCAUAAUUGGUGAUCGAAGAAAUGCACUCUGUGUGCACAUAUAACCCAGAAGUUCUGAUACUACGGCUUGGAAUGAUACGUGCCAGCCCACGGAAAAUAUUGACUCAAUGCAGACUGUGAAACAUGUAAUGAAAAUACUGUUGUAUAAAGAAGAAAUAUGGUAGAUGGAAAAUGCAAAUAAAUAUAGGAGGUUGCAAACUUGAAAGCGAAACGAUAACAGUUUGUCUCAGAAGACAUGGAUUGCAUAGCGAACCGCAGAAGCGGCAAUGGUCUCUGUCGCGUCCUUUAAUUUGCAACAGAUCUGCACAUUGACCAUAAACAAUGGUUUUAGAAUUAAUUGCGUCUUCAGAAUAAAUUAAACGUGUUACAUAUUUUAAUUAUUACUUAAAUGACUUUCAGGCGUUAAGGGUUUUGUUCACACCGUGGACACUCUUUAUGGGAAUUUCACUUCAAUAUCAGAGCAUUACUAGUAUCAUAUCUGUUUCUUUUCCUUGUAAAUUAGUAGCAACUUGGAAGGGCCAAUUAAUGCAAUUUAUUGUAGAAAGAGGAAAGUCGUUACCUCGUAUACUUAACGCUAGAAGCUCGUCAAUUGUCUUUAUCUGCACGUAACAAAUUGUAAGACUUACACAGUGCCAUAGUGUGGACGUCCUUGGCUGAAAAUCAGUUUUAAUUUACAGCCAUAUUGAAUAUGUCAAAUAAUUGUUUUCCUGAACUUCUUGUUACAUAAGACACACUUUUCUUUUUGCCAAAUUGUUGACAGAGUUGUUUGCAGCAAGGUUCUUCCUGGGAUGCCACUAGACGCCCUCUGGGCAAAGAUUUCCCAAUUUUAGUGGAAGUCAGAAAGUUCACUACUGUGUUCACAAGAACACCCCACUCGUCGUCCUCUUGAGCCGCCGGAUGCGGCCCACAAUUUCAUAUUCAGCUUCGCUAAGAAAAGCCUCACUAUUAUUCUCUUACAUACACUAUGUUCCAAAGAGUUCAGUUCUCUUGAGAUAUUUCUACUAAUGUCUUGUCUGCCGCCAGUCUAAUCCUCCGUGACUUCAUUAUGAUGGUAAUUUUUGUUGAGAACAAAUUACGAAGCUGCUUAUUAUGAAUUUUCUAUUUACUCCCGUUCCAUUCUGUUAACUGUAUCCAUACAUUCCCCCCACAACCCUGGCGUGAUUCCAAAAUAUUUUCUUUUAUUUAUAAAUGAUUACGUUAAUACCAAUUUCAGUAUCUCAGAGUAUAUUUUGCAAAAUUACAGGAAAAUCAGCCAAUAAUUAAUUGGGAAAAAAAUUAAAGGAAUUGGUCGUGACAGAAUUUGAGGAACUUUCCUACCAUUUGUCCGGACAGACUGUAGAAAACCAAGAAAAUCAUGUUCAGGAUGGUUUUGUUUGUUUUAUUUUGUCACAAUAAAGUUCACAGAUUAAAAUUAUAUUAGAUUAAUGGAUGAGGCACAAAAUAAGUAUCGUAGCGAACCAAAAUGAAGAUAUUGAGUUCCUGAGAUGAAAGUUUCCUUCUGUGCGAAUUUUUGUAUAGCUCAACCAAUAGCCACAUAAUAAGGCUAUCCCUGUAACAGGCCAUGGAGGCCCAUAGGGUUGUAACACGUUGAGGGU
Messenger RNA from Cryptotermes secundus, 3172 nucleotides. Its product is annotated as glucose transporter type 1. NCBI's taxonomy places the organism in Eukaryota, Metazoa, Arthropoda, Insecta, Blattodea, Kalotermitidae. The record is from RefSeq and is a predicted model, not a curated record.